Molecule: messenger RNA, 2082 nt
Organism: Paraphaeosphaeria sporulosa
Lineage: Eukaryota; Fungi; Ascomycota; Dothideomycetes; Pleosporales; Didymosphaeriaceae
Exons: 4
Coding region: 16-1737 (573 amino acids)
Source: RefSeq, a predicted model, not a curated record
CCUGGCAACGAGUUCAUGCUUGACCUAUCUGGUAGGUACACAGUUGAUUUGCCCCUUACACUUUUUUGUUUUUGUCAACUGCGAGUAUACCCAGCAACCACUAUUAACACAAGCAAAAUCAAAGAUGACGACAUCGGCGGUGACAACCACUCCGUGGCCUCCUUUAGCGACGAUGCUGCUCUGGACGAGGAUAUUGGUGUCGCGCACUACGAUGAGAUCCAUCUGUCCGACCCUAUGACUUUCGAUGAGGACUUGAAUUUCCAGGACUUGGGCGACUACGUCCGCGACAGCUCCCCCGUGCGUCUCCAAGGCUACGACGACUACAUCGGCGCCAACGCCGCCAACGACGAUCUCUACGCCGACGAUGGUGCUCGCAGCGCAAAGCGGUCCAAAACCACCCUCGCCGUUCGCUCCAAGAACACUCAGCCCGCGCACUACCGCCACACCACUCUCGCGGCUGAGCGCUCCGCGCAGCGCGUCACCGCCGAUGACUCCGUCAACUACCAUAUCGAAGACGAUGUAGGUAUCGCGUACACCGGUCCAUCGCGGCUCGCGGGUACGUUCGGUAAAAUCAAUCGCGAGAAGGGCAGCACGUUGCCGGCGUACCACAAGAAGGUGUCGCAUGAGCUUGACUCAGACGACGAGCUGAUGAUGGUGAUGCGAGAGAAGGGAUUCUCCGACAAGCAGAUCGCUGAUCGCCUGCUCAAGGCCAAGCGCGUCAAGUACGACUCAAAGAGCGUAUCCACCCGCAUCCAGCGCAUCAAAGUCGUGCAGGCACAGCGCGCAGACUUCGAGCUUGAGAACGGCAUCAUCGAGUGGAAGAUGGAAGAUGACCACCUCCUCCUCCGCGCCUACGACAUUGCGUCGAUUGAAAUCGCCUACGAGAUCGAGCGCCUCCGCGCCUGGCGCUUCAAGAAGACCGCAGAGUGGAUGCGCCGUAUGAACAAGACCUCGCUCUUCAGCGGCAAAGCCUGCCAUGCGCGCUAUGCCGCCCUGCUCGAUGGCACCGCCACCAUCCCCUGCGACGUCGACGACGACCCAGCCGCCCGCCACACCGCGAUGGCCGCUUUCCGUGCCGAGAAAGAAGCAGAGCGCGACGCCGAGCGCGAAGCUCAAGAGGCAGCCGCUGCGGAACAGGAGCGCAUCAAGCUCGAGGCCGCGGAGCGCCAGGCCGCCCUCAACCUCGAGAAAGCAAAGAAGCAAGCCGCAAAGAAGAAAGCCUCCAACGCGCGGGCGACGCAGCAGGCGACCAAGAAGGCGCUCGAGGCGCGCCAGGCGGAGGAGUACCUGCGCAAGAAAGAAGCCGCCGCCCAGGAGAAGGCGAAGAAGAAGGCGGACGCGGAGAAGAACUUCAAGCUGCGCCAGGACUUUGCGCUGCGCCACUUCCGCAACGUGACGGAGGAGACGCCGGACCCGCGGCGCGUGCUCAGCAUCGCGGACCUGCGCAUGCUCUGCCGCGCGCGCAAGAUGAACGAUUAUGUCGGCAGGAAGGAGGGCGAUGCGAAGGCGGUGCUGCUGAAGCGGUUGCAGGACGCGGAUGAGGCGCUGCGGGCGACGAAGCUGCGGGAGAUGGUGCGGGAGAAGGGGAUUCCCAGCGGUGGCAACAAAGUGCAGAUGCUGUACCAACUUGCGCUUUUUGCGGCGCGGGAGUGCGAUAGUUAUGUGGCGAAUAGGGAGGGCGAGGAGGUAGAUGGUGGGGAUGAGAGUGAGGGGAUGGAGGUGGAUGGUAUGGUGUAGAGGGGGCAUGUCUGGACGGAGGUUGCUGCUAGGUGUGGACGAUGGGUGUGAUCUGACUAUCUUUCGGGCUUGCAAUCGACACGAUUGCUGAUUGCUUGCGGCCCGGUCGUCUUCUACCGACCGUUCUGCCUUCCGCUGGCGACACUUGAAAUCCCAGCCUGAUCAUCUUCUUAUCGAUGCAUUGGAAUGACAAAAGUUCGGCGCUAUGGCGUAUAAAUAGCUUAACGAAUAGGUCACGGAGGAUUACAUGAACAGGAUGAACAGGACAUUGCUUAGUGGGUACCGCAUUCAAAUGCUUCAAAUAGCAGAUUAGGCGUUGCAUAACAUCACUAUAGUGUGUGUGUG